Messenger RNA from Solanum stenotomum, 1531 nucleotides. Its product is annotated as delta(8)-fatty-acid desaturase-like. Gene Ontology annotation, biological process: lipid metabolic process. Gene Ontology annotation, cellular component: membrane. Lineage: Eukaryota; Viridiplantae; Streptophyta; Magnoliopsida; Solanales; Solanaceae. The coding region runs from base 157 to 1476 and encodes 439 amino acids. The transcript has a single exon. The record is from RefSeq and is a predicted model, not a curated record. Gene Ontology annotation, molecular function: oxidoreductase activity, acting on paired donors, with oxidation of a pair of donors resulting in the reduction of molecular oxygen to two molecules of water.
CCAUUUUUGAAGUCUUCCCUAAAAUAUCUCCUCUAUACUUCUUCUCUAAGUAUUCAAAAUUUCUUACUUUACAAACUCUUAGAUCCCUAUAAACAACAACCCCAUUUCAUAUUUUUGUAAUAAAGAUUCAAUCUUUGGGUUUUUUUUUUAUACAUAAUGGGGGAUUCAAAAAAGUACAUAACAGCUGAGGAGUUAAAGAAGCAUAACAAAAGAGAGGAUUUAUGGAUCUCUGUUCAGGGGAAAGUUUAUAAUGUGACUGAUUGGAUUAAGCAGCACCCUGGUGGAGAUAUCCCUUUACUUAAUCUUGCUGGACAAGAAGCAACUGAUGCAUUCAUUGCUUUUCAUCCAGGUACUGCUUGGAAACAUCUUGAUAACUUCUUUACUGGUUAUUAUUUACAAGAUUAUAAGGUUUCUGAGGUAUCAAGGGAUUAUAGAAAGCUUUGUGUUGACUUUGCUAAAGCUGGAUUGUUUGAAAAAAAGGGUCAUGGGGUUAUGUAUUCAUUUUGUUUUAUUGGGUUUUUGCUUUUCUUGACUUUCUAUGGUGUAAUUUUUAGUGAUAGUUUCUUGAUUCAUAUGCUUUCUGGAGCAUUGUUGGGGUUAUCUUGGAUGCAGAUUUCUUAUUUGGGUCAUGAUUCUGGUCAUUACUUGAUAAUGACAAAUAAGGGGUUCAAUAAAAUGGUACAGAUUAUGUCAGGGAAUUGUCUUACUGGGAUUAGUAUUGCUUGGUGGAAAUGGACUCAUAAUGCUCAUCAUGUGGCUUGUAAUAGCUUGGAUUAUGAUCCUGAUCUUCAGCACUUGCCAGUUUUUGCAGUAUCUUCAAGUCUGUUUAAGUCAUUGAAUUCUACCUUCUAUGGAAGAGAGUUAACGUUCGAUUCUCUGGCAAAAUUCUUUGUCAGCUAUCAACAUUUUACUUUCUAUCCAAUCAUUUGUGUUUCCAGGGUGAAUUUGUUUGUACAGACGUUGUUGUUGUUGUUCUCAAGAAGGAAAGUGCCUGAUAGAUUUUUGAACAUAUUGGGGAUCAUGGUUUUCUGGACUUGGUUUCCGCUUCUUGUUUUCGCCUUGCCUAAUUGGACAGAGAGGGUGUUGUUUGUUCUCACAAGCUUUGCUGUGACCGGGAUUCAACACGUUCAGUUCUGUCUGAAUCAUUUUGCUGCUGAUGUCUAUGUUGGACAGCCUAAGGGGAAUGAUUGGUUUGAGAAACAAACAGCGGGGACUAUUGACAUUGAUUGUUCUCCUCAGAUGGAUUGGUUCUUUGGAGGAUUGCAGUUCCAGCUUGAGCAUCAUCUGUUUCCAAGGCUACCAAGGUGCCAACUGAGGAAAGUUUCUCCUAUUGUGCAGGAGCUAUGCAAAAAGCACAAUUUGUCCUACAGGAGUUUGUCCUUCUUUGAGGCCAAUAGGUGGACAAUAAGGACACUCAGGACUGCGGCGAUGCAGGCUAGGGGUCUGCUCUGGGAAGCUGUUAACACUCAUGGCUAAUCUAGAUUUUUGUAAGUUAAUUGUUUGUUUUCAUUGCAAUUGGAUAUUGUCUAUU